AGCCUGAAUGGUGGAGACAAAUCAGCUAAAAGAGAUCAAAGUGGCUGGCUGGGGGAGGACAGGAGGAGGGAGAGAUCCAAGCCAGGCUGCCAGAGAAGAUGGUGGAUUACCUGGCCAACACGGAGAUCAAUAGCCAGCGCAUCGCAGCGGUCGAGAGCUGCUUCGGGGCAUCCGGGCAGCCUCUGGCCCUGCCGGGCCGGGUGCUGCUGGGUGAGGGCGUGCUGACCAAGGAGUGCCGCAAGAAGUCCAAACCGCGCAUCUUCUUCCUCUUCAACGACAUCCUGGUGUACGGCAGCAUCGUGCUCAACAAGCGCAAGUACCGCAGCCAGCACAUCAUUCCGCUGGAGGAGGUGACACUGGAGCCGCUGCCUGAGACCCUGCAGGCCAAGAACCGCUGGAUGAUCAAGACCGCCAAGAAGUCUUUCGUGGUGUCGGCCGCCUCCACCACGGAGCGCCAGGAGUGGAUCAGCCACAUCGAAGAGUGCGUGCGUCGGCAGCUGAUGGCCACGGGCCGCCAGCCCAGCACGGAGCACGCGGCGCCCUGGAUCCCCGACAAGGCCACGGACAUCUGCAUGCGCUGCACGCAGACGCGCUUCUCGGCCCUCACGCGGCGCCACCACUGCCGCAAGUGCGGCUUCGUGGUCUGUGCCGAAUGCUCCCGAGAGCGCUUCCUCCUGCCGCGUCUGUCACCCAAGCCCCUGCGUGUCUGCAGCCUCUGCUACCGCGAGCUGGCCACCCAGAAGCGGAAGGAGGAGGAGGAGGAGGAGCGGAGCGCGGGGUCGCCCCGGCAGCCGGCCUACCUGGCCGGGGCCGUCUGCGGAGCAUCCAGCGGGGACGAUGAUGACUCUGACGAGGACAAGGAGGGCAGUGGGGACGGCGACUGGCCCAGCCAAGUGGAGUUCUACGCCUCCGGGGUCUCCUGGUCUUCCUUCCACAGCUGACCCGGAUCUGCAGCUGUGUGGGAGGGUCUCCCCAUCCCUGCUGCAUCCAGUCAGACUCCAUUGCCCGGGCCCCUGAGGGAACAGAGUUCCCAGGCUGCCCAGCAGCCCCCCGGGACCCUGCCCCAUGGGUGGGAGGCUCAGUGGGAAUGGCUCUUUCUCUCUGGGACCCCAGUGCCUUUGUGCUAGACAUUGGCAUCCUUCUGUUCCACUUCAGGUAAUUCUCUUUCCUUAGCAAACCCAAACACUCCGGCCUCUUGAGAACAAAUUUAUUUCUCAGCGCUGUGAGCUGUAGCCCCAGAUGACCCCUUGACCGAGACAACCCCAGGGUACCUGUCAGGACCAGAGGGAAGGUAGGACUGGAGGGAGGUCCCCUGUUGUCUGAGGACUUGCACCACAGCACCUGCCCUUGGGACAACCAUACCCCCAGGGAAGACUGGGCGUCCUAGAAACCACGGUCUGCCCAUGCACCUUGCUGACCGCCUUGCUGGCUGAGCCUCGUCAGGCCAGGCAUGUGCACUUACCUUGAGCCAGACAAGAGAGCCGUGCUCAGGGGACCAACCAGGUUUGGUGCAGCCUGACUCCCACGGAUCCAGGGCAGCCUGCCCAGGCCUCUGGCCCCAUCUCACCUCUGUCCAGUUGUCCAAGUGUCUGAUGCCUCUCAGUCCAGUCCUCCUCUCUUCCUGUGGCUGAGGAAGGCUGCGUUUUCUGUUAGGAUUCUUAACUGCAAGUGACAGAAACUCCCCCCCCCCC
This is a messenger RNA of Hyaena hyaena (striped hyena), 1691 nucleotides long. It is a transcript of the gene PLEKHF1, whose product is annotated as pleckstrin homology and FYVE domain containing 1. Bases 99 to 941 code for a protein of 280 amino acids. The transcript has 2 exons. The record is from RefSeq and is a predicted model, not a curated record. Lineage: Eukaryota; Metazoa; Chordata; Mammalia; Carnivora; Hyaenidae. Gene Ontology annotation, molecular function: phosphatidylinositol binding; metal ion binding.